Plutella xylostella (diamondback moth) is the source of this 3363-nucleotide messenger RNA. Its product is annotated as estradiol 17-beta-dehydrogenase 11. Gene Ontology annotation, molecular function: oxidoreductase activity, acting on the CH-OH group of donors, NAD or NADP as acceptor. The record is from RefSeq and is a predicted model, not a curated record. Gene Ontology annotation, cellular component: lipid droplet. Lineage: Eukaryota; Metazoa; Arthropoda; Insecta; Lepidoptera; Plutellidae.
GCCGCCGCCGCAGUCGACUCGCGCCGCCACCGGCCGCCGCCGUCAGUCACACCACGCUCCGCCAUAUUGCAACACGACACCGAGUGGCGCGCGCUUUUCUAAAAAAAAAACAACACGAAUUCAAAAAAAGAAGUUUGUAACAUAAACUUCCGCGUUCGUUUACCUUGAACCGAUUCAAGCUAUAAACGAAACCUAACCAGUGCUUCCAUCUAAUGUGUUCAGUCAGCUGAUCGACCGGCACCCAAAUUGUGUGUUACCCCUGAAAAAGGAAACCUUAAUUGGGCAGCCAGUACCGCAGCCCAAUGCGUCACGACCCAGCAUCCGAGUGAUGCCCCAGCAACCCCACUGACCAGCAGACGUGACGUCACCAUGUCGGUGGAGACCCAGGAGUACAUCAACGGCAUGCGGCCCGGCCCGCUCACUAGUGAAAUCCCAGAAUGCAUGCGGGACAAAUACACGGUGGUCCAGGGAGCGAUGGACCUGAUAGUGUUUCUGUUAGUGGUGGUGCGGCAUAUAGUGAGGGCGAUAUGGCAGUCGAUAGUGGGGGCGCCAAAGAAGGAGCUGAAGGGGGCGGUGGCGGUGGUGACGGGGGGCGGGGGCGGGCUCGGCAGCCUCAUCGCGCUGCGCCUCGCCCGGCUGGGCUGCAAGGUCGUGCUGUGGGACAUCAAUAAGCAAGGGUUGGAAGACACAGUGAAGCUGGUGAAGGGCAUCGGUGGCGACUGCUGCGGCUACACGGUGGACCUGGCCAGCCGCGAUGACAUCUACCGGGUGGCUAAGAAGGUGCACGAGGAAGUCGGCAGGGUGACCUUACUCAUCAACAACGCGGGCGUGGUGUCGGGGCAGUACCUGCUGGACACGCCCGACCACCUGAUCCAGAGGACCUUCGACGUCAAUGUGCUGGCGCAUUUCUGGACGGUAAAGGCCUUCCUGCCCAUCAUGGUGGAGCACAACUCGGGCCACAUCGUGACCAUCGCGUCCAUGGCGGGCCACGUGGGGGUGGCCAAGCUGGUGGACUACUGUUCUUCCAAGGCCGCGGCCUGCGGGUUCGACGAGGCCCUGAGGCUGGAGCUCGAGGUCCGCGGAGCUACAGGGGUGCACACGUCGCUUAUCUGCCCCUACUUCAUCCGGUCUACUGGCAUGUUCGAUCAGGUUAAUUCUAGGUUCGUGCCUCAACUGAACUCUAACGACGUGGCGGACCGCGUGGUGCUGGCCAUCCGCACCAACGAGACGCUGGCCGUCAUGCCCGGAUACUUCCGACUCUUCAUGCCCUUCAAGUGGUUGGUCCCAUGGCCGUGUAUAUCUGAGUUCCUGCGUGGUCUGGUACCGGACGCGGUGCCGAUCAACUCUGCGCACGCGCCGCAGCCGGCCGCGCCCCCCGCGCCCGUGCUGCCCCCCAGCAAGCCCGACUCGCGGCCAAUGACGUUGCUGCAUCCCUCGCGCCACGACCGCCGCGUCUGACCGCUGCGGUUCGACCGCCGCGACAAAAACGUCGCGUUGCCGGCCGCUCUUAUUUUUCUACGGUGCAACGUCAUAUCGUGAUAUUGAUAGAAUGUUGGAUGGGAUUUUCAUUUACUUCAAUGUAUCAGGUUACAGUUUGAUUGAGCACCUACGGUAGUUACAGGAUGUAAGGUAGCUUUGUUAAUAAAUAUCCGACCUUACCUACUGGACCGAAGGUGCUCUUUCGACAAACUAGUCACGCGGAAUGUGAUUGUUAACUUUAAAUAAACAUUGGUGUCUUUUAGACCUAGGGGUAACAUCUCCUAUCUUUAUAACAUACGGCUGACUUUAUACAUAUAUAAUACCUAGAUAUAUAAAAAUGUUACUUAUCAUAGAAUCUUUAAUACGAACGUAAUGUUUUUAAUAAGGAUUGGGAUUAAUAUAAUAUGGGGCCUUUAUUUGAUUAGUACAUAUUUGACGAUACGAAAUUUAUCAAGUCAUUUCAAAUUUACAUUCCUUAUGUUGAAGAUAUUUUUGGUAAUAAUUAAAAGUAUCUCCAAAAUUACUUUGUACUUAGAUUCUCUGUUUAAUUCGUAUUUUACAUUUUAUUUGUGGAAUAUUAUGUAAAAGCAUGAAUUAAUUAAACGAAAAGCCGCUUUUCAGUCUGACUAGGGUUAUGAAAAAGUCAAACUUCGAAUUAAGAACAUUCGAUUGGGAAAGACAACUUGAAGAAAUAGGUAACUUUUUAAACUCCCUUUGACCGUGUAAGGAGUUUGAUCUUACAUAGGUGCAUUAGUUAAAAUAGUAUUCAAAUGUUAUAGCUAUUUCCGUGUUACGAGUUAUGACACGACUUGACCAAAAAUAGUCACUGGACCUUUUCAAUUAUAGCUUUUGUAAUUAUUAGCAUUAACACGUUUCUGUUACUUACCAAGUUCUUCAAUAUUAACUUAGGUUAAGUAAAUUAGUGUGAUACUGUGGUACUUAGUCAAUGUAAGGAUUUAUACGAGAUAAUAUUAUGUGAAUGUGAUACAAAUAUUGAUGAAAAAACAUUAUCUGAAUACCUACGUACUUAGUUAACCGUUCACCCACCAAACUUCAAAGCAACAUUAUAAGUGUACAAAGAUUAGUUAUUUUUGUAAAUCUGACAGUGCAGUCCUUAAACCUGUGUUUCCUAACACUUGGUGCUUUUAUGAGGAAAUAGACAAAUUUUUGAUCGAUUUAAUAAAUCAUUUAUGACGUUACAUAUGCCUGUUUCUUUAUAACUGCAUCCAUCCAUCUGUCUAUAUCAUAGUACCCAUGAUUAACGCAUAAGACAUAAGGGCGACAUCGUGUUUUUAUGUUUUGUACAUUGAACAAUAAAGUAUACUUAACUAUUGAGGAUAAGUACUUCAUCCUUUAUAGAAAACACAUUCAAAUUUAAAUGUAUGUACAUAACUAAAUUUAAUAUUUUAGCUUGCCACAUUAACUAUGUUACUUUAUAGUUUAAAAAAUAUGUUACCUCUUUCAUGUAGUAAUUAACUUCUUUUAUAAUGCUAAUAAAUCGAGGAAAUUUAGUUAUAAUAUUGCUCAAUUUUUUGGCUCAAUUUUUGUAAUAAGUAAUUAUAUUUUGGUCUUCCUUACCUAUGGAAAAUGUGAUAAAGAUACUAGCAUCUUGGGUACAAAACUAACUAACUACCCAGUGGUUUUAGAAUCUAUGUUAUGAGAAUCGAAAAUGAGCCUUAUAUCCAUAUCCAUUGUGGUGCUAUAAAAUUGGAUAUAACAAAAUAUAUAGGUAUGGAAUUUUAGACUAAGGUGGGUAAUUUCAUUUACCUAUAAAAUAUUAGUAUAAACCCUGAGCAAUAAAGGAAUUUAAGAAUUGUUAUCAUUAGAGGAGUAUGAAAAGUUUUUUUUUUAUAUAACGCCGUAAUUAAAUACGUGAAAUUAUAA